GAGAUGCUGGGCAGCACUUUCACUCUGGCUUUGUAGAUGUCGCUGUUGACCACAGUUGGAGCUGCAGCCCAGGCUGCCCAAGCACCAUGUGACCUGCAGGGAGGUAGCAGCUCAAGGCCAUUUUCAAUUCUCAUUGGCUUACUUGUCAUGUGGUUGUGCAGAGGCAUCCACAAUUACACAGGGAAUGUUUUCCUAGAGAUGUCAGCCUACAAAGGACACAAUCUCUCUUCUUCAAAUUCCUCCCCAAAAUGUCCUUUCCAAACAGCUCUCCUGCUGCAAAUACUUUUUUAGUAGAUUCUUUGAUCAGUGCCUGUAGAAGUGACAGUUUCUAUUCUAACAACGCCAGCAUGUACAUGCCACCUAACUCAGACAUUGGGACUUAUGGGAUGCAAACCUGUGGACUGCUACCAUCUCUGGCUAAAAGAGAAGUCAAUCACCAAAACAUGGGUAUGAAUGUACAUCCCUAUAUACCUCAAGUAGACAGUUGGACAGAUCCGAACAGGUCUUGCAGAAUAGAGCAACCUGUUACACAACAGAUCCCCACUUGUUCCUUUCCUACCAAUAUUAAGGAAGAGACCAAUUGCUGCAUGUAUUCUGAUAAGCGACCAAAAGUCAUUUCUUCAGAGGUGCCACCAUACCAGAGGCUGGUUUCUGAGAACUGUUCUGUUGAUAACUCUGAGGUUCCUGUCCCAGGAUAUUUUAGACUGAGCCAGACCUACGCCAGUGGGAAACCCCAAGAGUACAAUAAUAACCAAGAAACCAGUUCAUCCUUAAUGUUACAGCUAAACCCCCGCGGCAGCUCCAAACCUCAGCUAUCUUCUCCUCAUCAGAUGGAUAAGAAAAUGAAUGAAAACCCGAGCAGCCAAGAGUCCUCUAAAGUCCCCUCAGUGGAAAGUCCAGAGACCAAGGCUGUCCUGCAGGAGGACAGGAGCUGCCUGGCUGAGGUGUCUGUGUCCAGCCCUGAAGUCCAAGACAAGGAAAGUAAAGAAGAAAUCAAGUCUGACACUCCAACCAGCAAUUGGUUAACUGCAAAGAGUGGCAGGAAGAAGAGGUGCCCGUACACUAAACACCAGACACUGGAGUUAGAGAAAGAAUUCUUGUUUAAUAUGUAUCUGACUCGAGAGCGCCGCCUAGAGAUCAGUAAGAGCGUCAACCUCACUGACAGGCAGGUCAAAAUCUGGUUUCAAAAUCGGAGAAUGAAGCUUAAGAAGAUGAGUAGAGAGAACCGAAUCCGUGAACUGACCGCCAAUCUGACUUUUUCUUAAAUUCAGCCAUUGCUCCCCAGCAGGAGAGACUUUGAACCCCCCCCCCCCCCCCCCCAUCCCAUCCAUUUCCUGUGAUCUAGAAUGUGAUUCCUCAUUUUAUAGUGCUGCAAGUGUCUAUAUGUAUUUUCAUGGGUAUAUAAAUAAUAAUAAAGUUCUAGCACAUGUAAUUUAUUAUUAUUAUUAUUAUUAUUAUUUUUCACCGUAUGGCAGGGUAAAAAAAUGAAGAACGUUUAUCAUUUGGUCUUAAAUUAUUGGGACUGGUGAAACACAUCCAAACAAUGUGACUUUUUCAUGUUUUUUCUAAGGAAUAGUCUUUCUGCGUGUUACUUUAUGGACCCCAGCAUUUUAAUCCUUCACGUUUAUUCCUAUUGACUUUUUGGGGACAAAAAAAGCACAUUUUCUGUAAAGUCUCUGCUCCAAGUAACUGAGAAUCUGUUCGUCAGUGUGUAGUUUAUUUGAGUAGUAUUCCUGGUAGAACUUUUCUUGUGAUAUGUGGCAAUAUCAUCGAGACAGCUCUGUGUCCAUAUUGUGCAUGU
Bufo gargarizans (Asiatic toad) is the source of this 1801-nucleotide messenger RNA. RefSeq names its product homeobox D10 (gene HOXD10). Gene Ontology annotation, molecular function: RNA polymerase II cis-regulatory region sequence-specific DNA binding; DNA-binding transcription factor activity, RNA polymerase II-specific. Gene Ontology annotation, biological process: regulation of transcription by RNA polymerase II. The record is from RefSeq and is a predicted model, not a curated record. The transcript has 2 exons. Gene Ontology annotation, cellular component: nucleus. The coding region runs from base 249 to 1265 and encodes 338 amino acids. Lineage: Eukaryota; Metazoa; Chordata; Amphibia; Anura; Bufonidae.